AUGGCCACAUAUCUCAGUAUAUCUGACUCAAAGGCCAUACUGUCAACUAAAAAUGAUAAUGUCGAUGAGAUAAAUGAUAAGUUAAUUGGUGUAUUCUGCGGGGAGGAGCAAAUCUAUUAUAGCUUUGAUGAGGCAGAAGAUGAUGUUAACAAGUAUUAUCCGAUUGAAUUCUUAAACUCGCUUAAUGUUAGUGGUUUGCCCCCUCAUUGCCUACUGCUGAAAGUUGGAUGCCUGAUCAUACUAUUACGUAAUAUCGAUCCAUGGAACGGGCUGUGUAACGGCACAAGGUUGAUAUGCAAAGGUUUUCAACGAAAUGUCAUCGAUGCCGAGAUAGCGGCUGGUCAGCAUGCCGGGAAAAGAGUUUUUUUACCAAGAAUUCCUCUGUGUCCAUCUGAAAAUGAUAUGUACCCCUUCAAGUUGAAGAGAAAGCAAUUUCCAGUCUAUCUUAGCUUUGUAAUGACAAUAAACAAGGCGCAGGGCCAGACCAUUCCAAACGUCGGGGUAUACCUACCGGAACCCGUGUUCUCGCAUGGACAACUAUAUGUGGCACUAUCUAGGGGGACAUCACGUGAGAAUGUGAAGGUGUUGGUUAGGCCUACCCAAGAUUUCUCUCGAUCUGGAGUAUACACGGCAAAUGUGGUGUAUAGGGAAGUUUUACAAGAUGCAUAG
Erigeron canadensis is the source of this 669-nucleotide messenger RNA. RefSeq names its product ATP-dependent DNA helicase PIF1-like. Lineage: Eukaryota; Viridiplantae; Streptophyta; Magnoliopsida; Asterales; Asteraceae. The transcript is spliced from 2 exons. The record is from RefSeq and is a predicted model, not a curated record. The coding region runs from base 1 to 669 and encodes 222 amino acids.